CACCCCAUCUCAGGCGGUGUGGAAUCCUGGCUGUGUUUAAUUGCAGAGUGGCAGCCAGGCAAAAGAUCUGAGGGACAGAUCGGGAAUCACACGGAGCCGCUGCGUCUGUCAACACUCUACAAGCCCCAGUCCUGAGAAAGGAAAGACAGAGAGGGUAAAGAGAGGAAGUGUUUGGAGUUUGGGAAAGGGAGAGUGAGUCAGAGCAGGGAAUUUUUACGCAUGGGAACGAGCAGCUCUUGGAAGAAGGCAGAGAGUUAUAGAGAGGCUUUGAGAGAGGUAGAGCAGGAAAGGGGUGGAGAAACGGUGAAGUAAGACCUCAAGUGAGUGAAUUAGAAGAAGGAGAGGUGGAGGAAAAAAACUGGAGGGAGGGAAAGAAAAGAGGCCCAAUGCUGGAGAAAGAGCAACAAGCUGCUUUGGGGAAGAACGUGAGAGCGGGAAAACAAGAGUAAGUUAGAAAAAAUAACUAGGAGGAAGGAAGGGGGGGAGCGAGACGGGCAGAACAAAAAGUUGAAGGGGGAAGUUGCGAGAGAGAAACAGUAUGUGUGAGAGAGCAAUAAAUGAGAGCAGACGUUAGACGAGAGCUGCGCAGAUGAGAAAAACAGUCGCUGUGGAUGGCCUGGGUGGAGAGAGAAUGUGGAGACCAGUUGCUUUUUAAGUCAUUUGACCGGACGGCUUUUGGACUGGUAUGCACUCGGACAAUACGAUAUCGGGCCAGCGUGAGUUCCGGACACCAUCCUGCCAUCUCUGCCUGCAGCAUGAAACCGCACGGCCCCAGAGCAUACUGAACGGAUCAUGUCUGCGCGUGGAGUCCGGAGUAUCACAGCGGACGGUCACCCUCCCGUUCCCAAAAGACUUGGCAUUAGCCGACUACAGACCAGAGAGGACGGGAAGCUGUGCGACCUCUUCUCCACGCCAGGUGUAUGCUGAGGAAAUUCGCCAUCCAUCUUACUCCUGGGGGGAUGUGAGGCCGGGCAGGUGGGAUUGGCCAUUAGACUCCCCGCACGCCCCCUGCACGUGCGUAAGGGAGAUACGCAGAGAAUGCGGCUGCGUCCAACGAUGGUAUUAUCCAGAACGCCCCUUUAAUGGACGCCAUGCCCCGCCAAACCCAAAGAUCAGAGGUCAAAGGUACUAUAGGGAGGUCUUGUAUGUCUCGGAGCAGCACUACAAGGGUCACGAUCAAGGAGACGAAGAUCUACGAGAGCCUCAGUGGGACAAUCGUGCAUCUACCUAUAAUGGACAUUGCCAAAAGAGACGAGUGUCUUUCAAGAGCCACGAAGAGCGGCACGGGAUCGACAGUCUUGAGACUAGCAGACAAUCGAGUCCAAACAAGCCACGUUAUAACGGGACAAACUCUGGACCGACAGCUUUCUUUCCCACCGAGGUUCCCCCGAGCAAGCUGGGUCACUCGAGGGUACGUGGAUCCAAACAUGGGCUGGAAUUAAAAACGUCUACGGAGGGUGAAAGUCCGGAGAAUCAUGGUAACCAGAGGAAGAGUCAAGGAACAGUACGUGAACAGAUCAAACAAGUGGUCACAGAGCUAGAGGAAGUGCUGGGUGGUCUCAAAAAGGUCCAGUUGGAGAUGAAAGAGGUUGUCCAACAGAUUGACAUUUUGACAUCCAACAUUGACCUUAGUGGAGAGGAACCAAGUCUAUCCAAUGGCUACCUCCACGAUGCACGACAUAGGAGCAGUAAUUACACCAACUCUGUUUCUUCUGGUGUUCAGGAAGAAUCACCAAAAGAUCAAAGUGACACAACACCAGAGACUUCUGAUUCCUCUAUUGCCCAUUACCAGCUCGAUGUGGAUAUUGUUCAUAUUAACGAUCCUGCAGCGAUGAGAAACCACACAAACCUUUCUCCUCCUGACCAACGAUCAAUCACAGCUCAAAAUAACAGCAGGACUGUCGUCCAACAGAGCUCAGAGCUUCACGGGAUGAGGAGCACAGCCAAUGGUACCUGCCUACCACACCGAACAAACAAAGUCAAAACUAACAGGCACCAGCAUCAUAAAGGAGAACUGGAAAAUCACAGGCCACCUUUUUCACUAGUGAGUAAGAACCACCGGCCUCCACCUUAUCCUCAGAACGGCCAGGUGAAAACACAGACAACCCCCUGCCCUGGAAAACAUAAGACAAUCUCCUCUACUAUAGUGUAGAGAGACUGAACUUACCAUCCCAAAAAGCCUCUUAUAACCGAAGAAGACAACACACUUAAACACACAAUAACAGAUGCAAAUGCAACACGCACACACACGUAUUCAUUUACAAAAGAUGUUUUGCCGAAGGACACUUGGUGACAAAACUCAGGGGAUUGAUGCCACAAAGCUCAUCUGAGGACAGAAACACUCCGAACCAAAGGGCAGUGACUGUAUUUCCCAUGGAAAACUCAAGAAACAUCUGGAUCUCAGAUCUUCUUCAGCGUUUCAUUGCAGAGAUAUUUUGACAUAUCUCUGCCUUUCAACAUUACCGAAGAUAUACAUAAUUUAAUAUAUAAAUUACACAGCUGUCAUAUUUCUUCUCAUGUUGACUUUGACCCACUGCAUUUUAAAUGAAUGUUUAUCAUCAUAACAAUACUUUUCCUGUACAUCAUGGCAAAUCUAAUGGUUGUGUUGCUCUUUUUCUUAUUUAUGCAUUUUCUGACUGUUGGACAACAGAACGUCUGUAUGGUUGGAUUUAUAGGUUAAGUUAACAUAACAUUUAAAGCAACACCAAAGAGUUUUUUUUUUUACCUUAAAAUUACGUUUCCAAAAAAGUUUCAGUCGUUCAUCCACUCGAAACAGGGUGAACGGCACUUUCACAUUCGCUUUGCAGCCCUCUAUCGGCCAAAACCGCACUAAAGAAGUUUCCAACCGGUGAGUUUGAGUGAAAACUACAAAAACUUGCUUUACGGCAGACCUACAAUCCAAUCAGAGCCAGCUAUGCUGCAGUAUUUACGACAGUGGUAAUGGACAAUUCCGCUUCUAACCUGUAGGGGGAGCAAAGAGCAAACACUCUUUAGUGUUGCUUUAAACUUUAUCUCAUCUCAUAAACUUUAUCUUUAGUCUUGAGCUCUUAGAUGUAUGCAAAUUAUUACCAAUGUUCGUGUGGAUUUGAAAGACUGUGAAUAUAUGCUGAAAUGCUUUACCAUUUCUUAAUAAUGCCUUAUAUUGAAAAGACCAAAGAUGGACAUGUUUUCUUCAGAGAAGCUAAAGGAUGUAUACAAAUGUUAAGCUAAAUCUAAGCUAAAUCUAAUAUUAUGGCCUGAAGGCAGCUCACUAAACCACAUCUGAAAGGUUGAUAAAGUGAAUAAUCUUUACACAUCAUUGAAGCUGUGGACUGGAAUUAUUUAAGCAGUAUUUAAAGUCAUUUUAUUGACUGUUGUAGUCUUGUGUUUUUACCCUGUGGUCAACAGAGGGCGCUGCAGGCCACAGAACAUUAUAAUGGAAACGGUUUAUAAACGUGUACAACUUGAAACAUGAAAUAAAACAUUGUUUCAAACA
Molecule: messenger RNA, 3475 nt
Organism: Paramisgurnus dabryanus
Lineage: Eukaryota; Metazoa; Chordata; Actinopteri; Cypriniformes; Cobitidae
Biological process (GO): positive regulation of cell size; positive regulation of translation
Source: RefSeq, a predicted model, not a curated record